AUGGUGGUAAUGGGUGGGCUGCCUGAACUCACCACAAAAUUAUACAUAGACUUCCUGCAGCUCCACGUCAAACCCAACAACGACAGUCUCAGCAGUAAGAGAGCAGGUGAUUCCCAUGCACAAACCACUUCAACCAACAGCACACAUAGAGAGCCUGACACGGAGGACCGUAUAGGGUCCGGGAAGUACAUUCUGCCCACCUGCCCCCUGCGAUGCCCGGUGUGGGACAGUGAAGGGGGGGGGGCUUACAGGCUCUUGUCCCACAACAGCCUCCCUCCGCCACACGACAGACACCUCCAGUGGCCUAUACGCUGUCCGCAGACCCCCUCAGUCCCUCCCCCCUGGUGCCCUGCCCUGCCCACCCGGCGGUCUGCUCUCCAGUCCCUGAGCUGCCAGAGCCAAUCCGCGGCUGGGCUGGCAUUACGCUGUGUUAUGAAGUCCCCUCGGGUAAGAAUAGAAGUGCUGUGCGUCUUUCGAGCGCAGGUGCCUCAGGUGAUCUCUGACGAACAGCGCAAAGGACAGUCGUCUUCUGUUUAUGGACUCAAGGUGGCGAUGUCUCCCGGAGAGGACGGCCUGAUUGGGAUCCCCUUCCCAGAGCACAGCAGCGAGCUCCUGUCCCACCUGAACAUCCAGAGAAGGAGCGGCCUCCUGUGUGACCUCACACUGACGUCCCAUGGUGCACGCUACCCCACCCAUCGUGCCGUCAUGGCCGGCGUCAGCAUGUACUUCCGCCACCUGUUCGUCACAGAGGAUGGGCAAGGGGAGGGGGGCGGAGGGAGCUUCACCGUGUGCCAGCUGGACUGCGUUGCUCCUGAUGCCCUAGACGCCCUCCUGGACUUCGCCUACACGGCCACGCUGACCAUCCCCAGCUCCGGCAUGAGGGACGUGCUGCGCGCUGCUCAGCUGUUGGGGAUCCAGUGUGUCGCAGACGCCUGCAGAGAGAUCCUAGGUGAGACAGAGGACACUGAGAUGCCUAUUGAGGACUAUAGAAUCCAACAAAACGCUCCAAAGAAAACACUACAAAAUGAUUGUGUGGCGAAAGUGUCCAGGCGAAAAAAUGACAAGAAGAAGGUGAAAAAAAUUGGUCAAAAUCACACAUCAGCUUUUACGCCUCCGUCGCCACUGUCCCAUCCGUCCCCUGCUUCCGACAGCCUGCGCUCUCUACCCUCCACGCGGCCGCCGAGUCCAGACAAGGAGGAGCUGCAGCUGAAAUGCAUGAACGGAGACCACAGAGCUGCAGAGCCGGAGGUGAACGGGCUAGUGAACGGCGGCCUGGCUCACUGGCUGCAGAAUCGCUCACACAGCCGCCCCUCCUCCGUCCCACGCUCCAUUGAUAAGUUCUCAGAGGAGGACGAGGUGGACAGCUUUGCGGAGGAAGCCCUCUUGAUGAAAAACAUCUCUGUGCCCACGUCUGCUCUUCAGGAGGUGGCUGUAGCGUCAGGAGCGGGAGGCGGCAGGAAGAGGAAGUCCCAGACGCCACAGCAAUGUCCCGUGUGUCAGAAGAUCAUCCAUGGAGCCGGGAAAUUACCCCGGCACAUGCGCACGCACACAGGAGAAAAGCCGUUUCAGUGCACGGCCUGCGGGGUCCGAUUCACAAGGAACGAUAAACUGAAGAUCCAUAUGAGGAAGCACACGGGAGAGCGGCCUUAUCUGUGCCCGCACUGCCCCGCUCGCUUCCUGCACUCGUACGACUUGAAGAACCACCUGUCCCUGCACAGCGGGGCGCGGCCCUUCGAGUGCCCGCUGUGCCACAAGGCCUUUGCCCGUGAGGACCAUCUGCAACGGCACCGCAAAGGCCAUAGCUGCUUAGAGGUACGCACGCGCCGGCCAAGACGUGGCCCAGAGGCGGAGGACGAGCAUGGCGAGGACAGACCAGAGCCCCCUGCCUCUCUGCAGGGACACCCUUCAGGGCUGCUGGCCAACGCACUGCGAGAGGAUGGGAAAAGCAGCUCUAGCACUGGUCCCCCGCACAUGUUCCAGGAUGAUGCUGAGAGGGAGCGCACAAUGGCCCUUCAGGCUCUGGCUCAGCUCGCUCCCCUUCAUCCGGCCUUCCUCUUGCGCAGCCUGGAACUCCACGGGCGGCAGGCGGAGGAGUCAAGGAGGGCUCAUACUUUGGCCUCACAGCGGGUGGGCUGGGCUGCACAUGUGGACCAAGAUGUAGCAGAUGAAGAAGAGGAAGAAUGA
Molecule: messenger RNA, 2184 nt
Organism: Knipowitschia caucasica
Lineage: Eukaryota; Metazoa; Chordata; Actinopteri; Gobiiformes; Gobiidae
Source: the annotation of a GenBank genome assembly